Verruconis gallopava is the source of this 5290-nucleotide messenger RNA. RefSeq lists its product as uncharacterized. Gene Ontology annotation, molecular function: nucleotide binding; DNA-directed DNA polymerase activity; DNA binding. The record is from RefSeq and is a predicted model, not a curated record. Gene Ontology annotation, cellular component: nucleus; zeta DNA polymerase complex. Lineage: Eukaryota; Fungi; Ascomycota; Dothideomycetes; Venturiales; Sympoventuriaceae. The transcript has a single exon. Gene Ontology annotation, biological process: double-strand break repair via homologous recombination; error-prone translesion synthesis. Bases 104 to 5209 code for a protein of 1701 amino acids.
CGCGUAUUUGGGUUCCUACUCCAUCUUUGACGGGGAAAUCUCGAAGAUGGAAUAAUACCUGUCUCUAGAAUGACACUAUUUACAGGGACAAGUCUCGUCGACGAUGGAUGGCUUCCCACGCCCCUUUCGCUUCCGCCUGAAUUGUAUCGAUCACUAUCAAGCCACUCCCACUACCUUUGACCCACAGCUGAAAAGGAUAAAGCGUCAGGGCCAGAAUCAAGCUCCCACUGUUCCUGUUAUCCGUGUCUUUGGCGCUACCGAGAGUGGCCAAAAGGUUUGCGCGCAUAUCCAUGGCGCAUUUCCUUACUUAUACAUACCAUACGAAGGAGGCUUGGAAGACGACGAGGUACAUGGCUUCAUCGAAUCACUAAUCCUUUCUAUCAACCAUGCACUUUCUCUAUCGUACCGCCGCAAUCCGUAUGAUCAUUCCGCCGGAACAUUCGUUGCUCAUGUCUCUCUCGUCAGGGGAGUUCCUUUCUUUGGAUACAAUGUUGGCGCGAAGCCUUUCCUUAAGGUGUACUUACUCAACCCAUUGCAUAUGACCCGACUUGCGGACUUACUCGUGCAAGGCGCUGUGCUUGCCCGGUUCAUGCAACCUCAUGAGAGUCAUUUGCAGUAUCUGGCUCAAUGGAUGUGUGACUACAAUUUAUUCGGUUGUGGAUUUAUCGAUUGCGAAAAAGUCUAUUUUCGUUCACCUGUGCCUGAAUAUGAGAACAUCGAAGAUGCCAAAGACAAAUGGCAUGCCGGGACGAUCCGACCAGAGUGGAUGUCUGAUAUGACUGAAGUUCAACGUCAAAGCCAUUGUACCCUGGAGGUUGAUGUUCGUGUAGAGGACAUCACGAAUCGACGGGAGAUUAGACCGCGGUACAUUCACCAUGAUUUCAUGGAGCGAUUCCACGAACUGAAACCAGAUGAGAAGUUUGUGCAUUCCAUGGCAGGUCUCUGGCGUGAUGAGACCAUCAGACGAAAGAAAAAAAUGGGGCUAAAUGAUCCGGGGAGCAGCCCUUUCCCACCCGAAGCUAUGGUAAGCAUGAGUGCUGAUCCGCGAGCUGAGAAAAGCGACUGGAUUCACGAAGAGGAGUAUCGGCGGCUCUUGUGCGAGAUUAUCAACCAAGAAAAAAGAGCAGAUGGAUAUCGGGACGUCAACUUUGACAGCUUUCUCAAAUCAUCUGAUAGUGUACGUCAUAUCCAAUCAGCAUUUGAGAGUGUUGAGGACCUUUACCAGGUCAAUCUGGAGAAGGCCGACAAUGGCUACCUCGGAAUGCCGCCAUCAACACAAGAAUCAAAGGUGCUAGUAGACGAGCAGAGUAUUUCGCAGACCCUAGACAACAUUGAAGAAAGUUAUUACUCUGACGAGGAAGUUGCAAAGGAGAUUUUCUUUUCCCAACGCCGUGUGAAGGACGAGCUCCUCAAGGAUUCUGACUGGCCAAGCGCAAUCAAAAGCAGAAGUCACGCAAUUACAGUGGAAGAAAAUUUUUCAAUUGACAAGCUUAUUCAAGAUGAAGAGACUGACGAUAUACCUGAUCGUCGUGAAUUAGAUGCCUUGGAGUCUAAAACAGUUCGGAAGGUCUUGAAGAGAAAAACGCUCCAACGUGAUGAGAGCUACGAAACUUUCAACAUAUCCAUAAAGAAUCAAGCGCUGGAAACUACGCCACAAGUUUGUCCACAAAGUUCUCCCAGUGACUCUUCACACAAAGGGAGAGCCCCCAAAAUUCGCAAAGUUACCUUCACACAAACCAAACCUGGAAGUCAAGGAGCAUCGUCAUCAUCUAGCCAAUUGUCUCAAAGCAGUAUCAAGGCCCAAGGGACCAAAUCUUCGAGCACACUGUCGUUCCCGGUGGUCAAACAUGCCCAUGACCCAGACACGCAGUUAAGAUUAAGCCAAAGACUUGAGUACUCCAACCUAAAGACGUCAGCAUUGACGGCUCCGAAGACAAGCAAUGAAAAAUCAGAUUUUGGGUCGCCUAUCACGCCUUUUACUAACUUGAAAUUGGCCUCGUCUGAGCUGAGUUCUGGAAUCAUUGGGGCAUCGCCUGUGAUGCUACAGAUGGCCAGUCAUUUAUCAAAGGCAUUUCCCAUUUGCAAAGGUCGGGUAUUUUGUUUGUCAGAAUUACCUCCAAGUGCUGAUGAAGUCUCUGUGUCGAUGCUUGAGUAUGGCCUGCCUCCUGUCAUCUACCAAGACGCUUUCUACGGCGAUGAGAAGGACGUCCCUGAACGGUCUCGAGAGUAUGCUGGGCGUGAAUUCAGACUUGAGAGCACAACCGUUCCAUUUCUUGCGGAUUUUGAUCCCUUGGGUAACUCUGCAGCAGCUGCAGGUGAAAAGCCUAGUGUCGUACGGGACAAAUCAAAAGAGGAAAUGAUAUACUAUCGACGCCGCAAAAUGUGUUCUCUAAAGAACUGGGAAUAUGCAGUCUCGCCACCCUCUUUUACUGAAGUGAGCCAGUGGCCUUCUUUAGCUUCGAACAGUUUAGAGUCUGGUCACAAUGGUUUAGGAUGUCUUGACAGGUCACCAGCGGAUGCUGAGAUGAUGGACAAUUUUCAUCUUGAAUUAUCACAACUAGAUGGUCCAACACAAAGAAACAAGCACGGAUUCAAAUAUUCCCAAGUGCAAAAAAAGACAAGUGUUGAACACGAAACACAGUACAUGACGCUGAUGAGCUUGGAGGUACAUGUGAACACACGAGGCAAGCUAGCACCAGAUCCCGCUGAAGACGAAAUUUCCUGUAUUGCGUGGAGCACUCAAGUCGACGUCAAGACAGCAAACUCAGUAUAUAAGACCGGCAUUCUGGUGCUUUCGGAUGAUGAUGGAGUUGCAAAACAUAUGAAUCGAUUGACUACCAUAGAAGUCGAGAACGAGGAGGAUGAACUCGAGCUGCUCAAUAGACUUGUCGACAUAGUUCGCGAGGUUGAUCCAGAUAUCCUGACUGGCUUUGAGGUGCACAACGGCUCUUGGGGCUACCUAAUCGAACGUGCGCGUGUCAAGUAUGAAUUUGACCUUUGCAACGAACUAUCGCGGGUCAAGAGUCAAUCACACGGUCGAUUUGGCAAAGAUGCUGAUCGAUGGGGCUUUCAAACGACAUCUUCUAUUCGCAUCACCGGCAGGCAUAUGAUCAAUAUCUCGCGGGCCAUGCGAGGGGAACUCAAUUUGCGCCAAUAUACAAUGGAGAAUGUUGUCUUUCACUUAUUGCACAAACGCAUACCCCAUUAUGCGUUUUCAGAUCUUACAAGAUGGUUUCGAAGUGGUAUAUCUAGAGAUAUUGCCAAGACAGUGAACUACUUCCUCACUCGAGCGCAGAUCAACCUGCAGAUCCUGGAAGCAAACGACCUUAUCCCUCGGACAUCGGAGCAAGCGCGCCUGCUUGGUGUUGACUUCUUCUCCGUUUUUUCGCGCGGCUCGCAGUUCAAGGUUGAGUCAAUAAUGUUCCGAAUAGCAAAACCAGAAAACUACAUUCUUGUAUCUCCAUCAAGAAAACAAGUGGGACAACAGAACGCUCUUGAAUGUUUACCCCUGGUAAUGGAGCCACAGUCCGCAUUCUACCCAUCUCCUUUACUUGUUCUCGAUUUUCAGUCAUUGUACCCCAGCGUUAUGAUUGCAUACAACUAUUGCUAUUCGACUUUCCUCGGUCGGGUCGUCAAUUGGCGGGGUACCAACAAGAUGGGCUUCACAGACUUUAAGCGGGAACCACGUCUACUCGAACUUGUCCAAGACCACAUCAAUAUCGCACCGAACGGAAUUAUGUAUGUCAAACCGGAGAUGCGGAAAAGUUUAUUAGCAAAGAUGUUAAGUGAAAUACUGGAAACCAGAGUGAUGAUUAAAAGUGGCAUGAAGGAGGACAAGGACGAUAAAAUUCUGCAGCAACUUCUCAAUAACAGACAGCUUGCUCUAAAGCUCCUUGCGAAUGUUACUUACGGCUAUACUUCUGCGUCGUUCAGUGGGCGCAUGCCGUGCUCAGAGAUCGCCGAUAGCAUUGUCCAGACUGGCCGUGAGACACUUGAGAAGGCCAUAGCACUGAUACACUCUGUUGAAAGAUGGGGAGCUGAGGUAGUAUACGGCGAUACUGACUCAAUCUUUGUCUAUUUGAAGGGGCGCACUCGAGAAGCAGCAUUUGAUAUUGGGCAGGAAAUUGCCGAGGCCGUCACAAAUGCUAAUCCUCGACCAAUCAAGCUCAAAUUUGAGAAAGUAUAUCAUCCUUGCGUCUUGUUGGCCAAAAAACGAUACGUAGGGUUCAAAUACGAACACAAGAGUCAACAAGAGCCAGAAUUUGAUGCAAAAGGCAUUGAGACGGUGAGGCGAGACGGCACACCAGCCGAUCAAAAGAUUGAAGAGAAAGCACUCAAACUGCUAUUUCGCACACAGGAUUUAAGCAAGGUCAAGAACUACUUUCAAGCUCAAUGCAUGAAGAUCAUGGCUGGCAAAGUUUCUAUCCAAGAUUUCUUAUUCGCAAGGGAAGUCAAGCUGGGGUCAUACUCUGACAGAGGUCCUCCGCCUCCAGGAGCUCUUGUUGCGACGAGGAGGAUGCUUCAAGAUGCGAGAUUGGAACCACAGUACGGCGAAAGGGUGCCUUAUGUGGUCAUCACAGGCGCACCAGGCGCUCGACUUAUAGAUCGCUGCGUAGAUCCCGAACAGCUACUAAACAACGACCAGCUUGAACUUGAUGCGGAAUACUACAUCACAAAAAAUAUAAUACCGCCACUCGAGCGGAUUUUCAAUCUCGUUGGAGCGAACGUACGGGCUUGGUACGAUGAAAUGCCAAAAUUACAGCGAAUCCGGGCCAUUCGGACGCCAGCACAAUGCGUUAAUACCGGUCUCGGCGGAACGAAGAAAACUUUAGAGGCGUACCUGCAAAGUACGACUUGUCUAGUAUGUCGUGCGAAGCUUGCGCCGUUGCCAGCCUUGUCGGCAAACAAUUCAGGCCAAACACCGCCGCCGCUCUUGUGCGAAAGAUGCAUGAAGCAGCCUGCUUUGGUCUUGUAUGCGUUGCGGACGCGAAGACGGGACGCAGAGAAGCGAGUCAGAAAUCUGCGUGACAUCUGCAGAAGCUGUUCGGGGUUCGGCUUUGAGGAUGAAAUCAAAUGUGACAGCAGGGACUGUCCCGUGUUCUACACCCGAAUGAAGGAAGACGCUGCAUUUGAGCACUUGAAUGGACAAUUUGGGAGUGUUGUCGGUGCUCUUGAGAGGCAGGGCUUUGAAGAUGGCCCGGAAUGGUAAGGCUUCGAAUAGACGAACUUGAAUGUUUUCCGGUUGCAUAGCACUGGCGAUACUUGGGGUUGUAAAUUACAUCAAUGUACC